Molecule: messenger RNA, 1187 nt
Organism: Arabidopsis lyrata subsp. lyrata
Lineage: Eukaryota; Viridiplantae; Streptophyta; Magnoliopsida; Brassicales; Brassicaceae
Product: transcription factor MYB48
Exons: 3
Coding region: 198-971 (257 amino acids)
Biological process (GO): regulation of DNA-templated transcription
Cellular component (GO): nucleus
Molecular function (GO): sequence-specific DNA binding; DNA-binding transcription factor activity
Source: RefSeq, a predicted model, not a curated record
AUCAUUAGAGAUUUAAUAUUGCGAGUGUGAUAUCGUGUAGACACACCACAGUGUUAAAAAUUUUACCUUAUAAAUAUAGUGGCCAGAGGAUGCCAUGGUGAAGCAAGCUGAGAAAUAACUUUUUAGUAACAAGAGAGAGAUAAAGAAGAGCUAAAGAGAGAGAUGAAAAUGAUGCAAGAGGAGAACCGGAAAGGUCCAUGGACAGAACAGGAGGACAUACUUCUGGUAAAUUUUGUUCACUUAUUUGGAGAUCGACGAUGGGAUUUUAUAGCAAAAGUAUCAGGUUUGAAGGUGGAGGGAGAAAGAUAAGAAUAGGUUUGAACAGAACAGGAAAGAGUUGUAGGCUAAGGUGGGUUAAUUACCUUCAUCCUGGUCUCAAACGCGGCAAGAUGACGCCACAAGAAGAGCGCCUCGUCCUUGAGCUUCACGCAAAGUGGGGAAACAGGUGGUCUAAAAUAGCCCGAAAAUUACCGGGCCGAACGGAUAACGAGAUAAAGAAUUACUGGAGGACUCAUAUGAGGAAGAAAGCUCAAGAAAAGAAACGUCCUGUUUCCCCAACUUCCUCAUUUUCCAACUGCAGCUCUUCAUCUAUGACCACUACAACCACCAAUACUCAAGAUACAUCGUGCCACUCGCGGAAAUCUUCAGGGAAAGUGAGCUUUUACGACACUGGAGGAUCCCGAUCCACGGGUGAGAUGAUGAGUCAAGAAACCGAAGACGUAUACUCUAUGGAUGAUAUAUGGAGAGAGAUUGAUCACUCAGCAGUAAACAUAAUAAAACCGGUUAAAGACAUCUACUCAGAACAAAGCCAUUGCUUAAGUUACCCAACUCUGGCUUCUCCAACAUGGGAAAGCUCAUUGGAUUCUAUAUGGAACAUGGAUGCAGAUAAAAGUAAGAUGUCGUCUUCCUUUGCAAAGGAUCAGUUUCCUUUCUGUUUCCAACACAGUAGAUCACCAUGGUCGCCAGGUUAAAAUUAAGAUUUAAUUCAUUGAGAUAAAUCUGUUUUAUAUAUAUGUUAUAUAACUUAUAAAUACUUUAAUAAAUACAAUAAUACCUAACGAAUGUAAUAGUUUUGUUUGAUGAGCACAAAAACAGCGUAAGUCUGGACUCUGUAAUCAUCACUUGUAUAGUAAGUAACAAGCUUAAGUUUGUGUCUAUAAUGAAUAAGAAUAAGUCUUGUGAUACUA